Messenger RNA from Anopheles bellator, 2526 nucleotides. It is a transcript of the gene nan, whose product is annotated as transient receptor potential cation channel subfamily V member 5. The record is from RefSeq and is a predicted model, not a curated record. Gene Ontology annotation, molecular function: protein binding; calcium channel activity. Gene Ontology annotation, biological process: calcium ion import across plasma membrane. The transcript is spliced from 6 exons. NCBI's taxonomy places the organism in Eukaryota, Metazoa, Arthropoda, Insecta, Diptera, Culicidae. Bases 1 to 2526 code for a protein of 841 amino acids. Gene Ontology annotation, cellular component: membrane.
AUGGGGAAUACGGAGAGCAAUGUGACCAGCGGCGUGAAGAAGCAGGCCGGAGUGUCCACACAGGCCCUGUACAAGUUCGUUAACCUGAAGGGUGGAGGCCUGCUGGUGGACAUGAUGAAGCGUGCGAUCCAGAACAAGCAGUACGCGGAGAUUGAUCACGCGAUCAAGACGAAGGUCGAACCGUUCCUCUACAACAAGGGCAAAGGGAAGUACAUUCCGGUGUCGGUGUUGGUGCUGUUACGAAACCGGGAGCGACCGCGCCACAAGCAGCUACCGGAGAUACGGGCGAUGGAGAACCCGGAAGAGGACUUCGAUAUGGACGCCGUGUGCCCGGAAGUUAGCGAGGCGGAGUACUACCUGAACCCGUCCGGUUACCGGGAAGUGUGCUGGAACAUCAAGGAACGUGGAGCGGUCGGUGAAACGAUUCUUCAUCUUUGCCUCCUGAACGCCACCUCCCUGCACGCGGAUCUGGCCAAACGGUUACUGCGGUUUUACCCGAAGCUCAUCAACGAUGUGUACAUGUGCGACGAGUACUACGGCGAGAGCGUUCUGCAUCUGGCGAUCGUGAACGAGGAUCCGGCGAUGGUGAAGUACCUGCUCGAUCACAACUCCGACGUGAACGAGCGCUGCUGCGGGACGUUCAUGUGUCCGGAAGAUCAGAAGGCGUCCCGCUACGAUACCCCCGAGACGGAGGUCGUCCAGAUGGUGCAGCUGACCAACUACGACGGGUACGUGUACUGGGGCGAGUAUCCGCUCACGUUUGCGGCGUGCCUCGGCCAGGAGGAGUGCUACCGACUGGUGUUGGCCCGUGGGGCCGAUCCCGAUAAUAAGGACUUCAACGGUAACACCGUGCUGCACAUGCUGGUGAUCUACGAGAAGAUUGGCACGUUCGAUAUGGGCUACGAGGUGGGCUCGUCGUUGAGCAUCCGCAACCACCAGAACCUGACUCCGCUGACAUUGGCCGCCAAGCUCGGCCGGGUUGAGAUGUUCUUCCACAUCAUGAACAUCGAGCGAGAGAUCUACUGGCAGCUGGGCAGCAUCACGUGCGCGGCUUACCCGCUGGUGCUGAUCGACACGAUCGAUGUCGAGACGGGCAACAUUAGCAAGGAUUCGGCCCUGAACUUGGUCGUGUUCGGAGACAAGGACGAGCAUCUCGAUCUGCUCGACGGGGUGCUGAUCGACCUGCUGAAAACCAAAUGGAACACGUUCGUGAAGGACAAGUUCUACCGCCAGUUCUUUAUGUUUUUCUGCUACUUUUGCGUCUCGCUGAUCGGUUUCACGCUACGCAACGGUCCACCACCGGCCGAGGACGACGAGGAAGCUGACGAUGCCGCUGGCAACAAGACGUCUUCGGGCACGAAAGAAGACUUACGCUGGAACCGGACCGGCCUGUGGGAUGUGGAGAAUGUGAGCAGCAUCCUCGAGGCACUCGGUUUCGGUGGCGAACCCACUGGCGGACGAAAGUGGCUCGCGCAGCUGGCCUACAACGGGAGCACCAUGGAAACACCGGAGCGGGACGACGCCGACGACGAUGAGGACGAUGGUGAAGAUGAGGGACUGUUUUUCAACUCCAAGUGUCACACGAUGGACUACGACGGUAUCGAGGGUAAGGUGCGCUUCGUGGCGGAAGUCAUCAUUCUGGUCGGCUCGUUUCUGUACCUUCUGUCGGCGUUGCGCGAGUUAAAGUUUCUGGGGCGGAAAAUGUUCUUUGAAAACCUGAUGACGGCACCGUCGCGUGUUAUGUUUCUGUUUUCCUGUUGCAUCAUGAUGGUGGUACCGUUUUUGAAAGUGCUCUGCUUCACCGAGGUCGAGGAUCACGUGGCGGUCACGAUCAUGCUGACAACGGCCCCCUACUUCCUGUUCUUCUGCCGAGGUUUCAAGACCGUUGGACCGUUCGUGGUGAUGAUCUACCGCAUGGUGAUGGGUGAUCUGUUGCGGUUCGUCGUAAUCUACCUGGUGUUCGUGAUGGGCUUCUCGCAGGCUUAUUACAUUGUAUUUUUGUCGUACAAACCGGAGGAGGACGGUGAUGCCAAUCCGAUGCCGUCACCGAUCGAGUCGAUUGUCGCGAUGUUCCUGAUGUCGUUGACCAACUUUGGCGACUACUACGGGGCGCUCGAGAACACGGACCACGAGUUUUGCGCGAAGAUCCUGUUCGUUGUGUACAUGGUGAUCGUGGCGGUGCUGCUGGUGAACAUGUUGAUUGCCAUGAUGGGUAACACCUACCAAAAGAUUGCGGAAACGAAGAACGAGUGGCAACGGCAGUGGGCCCGUAUCGUGCUGGUCGUCGAGCGUGGUGUUCCACCGAAGGAGCGACUCAAGAAUCUGAUGUCCUACAGUCAGCCGAUGUCGGACGGACGCCGGGCUCUGGUGCUCCGAUUGAACAUGACGGACGAAGAUAAGGAAGAGAUGAAGGAAAUCCUCGAGAUGAAGCGUGUCCACGAUCGGCUGUCCAAGAAGCGCCAGGUCGAACGGGACGCCCGGGCCGAGCAGCGUCGUUUGCAGCGCGAAAAGUAUCUCAGCGCGUGA